Messenger RNA from Candidula unifasciata, 687 nucleotides. The record is from the annotation of a GenBank genome assembly. NCBI's taxonomy places the organism in Eukaryota, Metazoa, Mollusca, Gastropoda, Stylommatophora, Geomitridae.
AUGAUUUCAGCAAUAAAAGGUUCCUUGUACACGAUUACAAUAUUUGUGGUCAGCGAAAUUCUCUAUCAGCUGUAUUCUCGUGGACGGAAACGCCGAGGUAGUCGGAGUAGUGGAAAUAAAACCGAAAGUGAAAGUAGAUUGAGCAGCACGUCGUUGCAAGUUCUGUUUUUUCCUGACAAAGAUGUGGCAUGUAGGGAGCAUUUUCUUACAGGAAACGGCUGUAUGAAAGUCAAUUGCCGGUUUUCUCACAACAAAACAUCGUUGAGUGAAUUAUAUAGACACAUGCUGGAUUGCCAGAAAACUAUGGACGUGUGUGUAUAUAUAAUUACGUGUAAAGACCUGGCAGACAUUUUGUCCAGACUUUUCAGAAGAGGAGUCAAAAUAAGAAUUAUCUCUGACAGUGAGCAGCUUCGUUCUUCUGGUUCACAGAUAUGGUCGUUAAGGAAAGAAGGUAUUCCUGUACGAACAAAUCCUUCAUCAUACUUGAUGCAUCACAAGUUUGUGGUCAUUGAUGAGAAAGUUCUUAUAAAUGGAUCUUUUAAUUGGACAGCACAGGCAAUAACAGGCAACCAAGAGAACGUUAUUAUUACCGAUGACGAUGCUGUGUCUUCCUUGUUUGUGGCAGAAUUUCAACGACUUUGGGAAGAGUUUGAUCCUAGUAGGCAAGGAGAUGGGAAAUUAAUUUAA